AUGGCCGCUUACUCAGAGGUUUUUCAUAAACAGUGCUAUAAACCAUAAAACAAAGCUUGAUGUUGUUAUAAUGGAUUUUCUACAAGCUGAAAUUGAGAGAAAAGCAAAGCAGUUGAAACAGAAUGAAGUUACUACUGAGAAAAAAUAUUUCCGUCGAGGGGAUUUGGAAAAGCAGAAAGCAGAUGAGUACAAGAGAAAGCAAGAGGCGAAAGUUUCUGCCAAGCUAGGAAAACAUGGACUUGAUGCAGAGGAAGAGAAAUCUUCAGAUAUUUUUGCGAAGAAAAGGAAAAACAGCGAAGACGAGGCCGCUGCAUUGAAUCUGCUUCCAAAAGAUGAGGUUGUUCAUCGCCUUAGGGAAAGGGGUGAGCCCAUCCGACUGUUUGGUGAGUCGGAUCAAGAGGCAGCAAAGAGAUUGAAAUUGCUAGAGAUGUUGGCGCCUGACAUCAAUAAAGGUUUAAGAAAUGAUUUCCGUGAAGCCAUGGAGCAAGUCGAUCAAGACUAUCUGGAUGAUAUGUUGAAGCAACAGCAGAAUACGAGCACUUCAGACGCUGAUCAGGAGAACAUCAUCAAAGUAAAAAAUGACGGAACAACAUUUGAAAAUAUUCAGGAAAUGGCAGUGAAGUUUGGCAAGGGAGACAAGAGUUUCGAUCAAGAAGUUAUUUAUAAAUUCCUUAAAUUUCUCAUGGAUCUUUGGGCGACAGACUUGAACGACCGACCUCUGGAAGUUAAGAGAGGAAUAGAGGGUAAAAUGGCAAUGGCAACACAUCGACAGACAGAACGCUACUUAAAACCUUUACUACGUAAACUCAAAGCGAAGGCAACACCAUCAGAUAUUUUAGACUUCUUGAUUGAAAUCAUUGGCGCUUUACUAGAACGGGAAUAUGUCAAGGCGAAUGACUCGUAUCUUCAGAUGGCAAUAGGUAAUGCACCUUGGCCUAUUGGCGUUACAAUGGUGGGUAUUCAUGCUCGAACUGGAAGAGAGAAGAUUUUUGCCCAACACGUCGCACAUGUUCUUAACGAUGAAACGCAACGGAAAUAUAUUCAAGCUUUGAAAAGACUGAUGACAUUCUGUCAAAAGAAAUUUGAAGCUGAUCCGUCGAAAAGCGUGGAGUACCACGCAGUGUAGCAUAUGUUAUUAGGGAUAUUUUGAAACAUUUUCCAAUAAGGGAUAGGUAAAAGUAAAUGCUCAACCUUCAACUGAAUUUUUAAACCCAAUUGUAUGUAUGUCUUCCAUGCACAAUGAUUCCGAGAAAUGGUAGCAUAUAUAUAGAAGUGCUUGAAGUAUCUCGAGGUCAUUAUUCAUAUUCUGUAAGAUACUGUGAGUUAUUGGAGAAAAUUAGAUGAUUUAGAUCUGUGAAGUUUCUGCACACCCCAUUCUGGAAAACCUAAUGAAUAUGUUACUGAUAAUAUAAAAACCACUAAAAGAAUCAGAACAAAGUCAGAACAGCUCCAUU
This is a messenger RNA of Dendronephthya gigantea, 1454 nucleotides long. Its product is annotated as pre-mRNA-splicing factor 18-like. Gene Ontology annotation, cellular component: U4/U6 x U5 tri-snRNP complex; U5 snRNP; U2-type post-spliceosomal complex. The coding region runs from base 71 to 1126 and encodes 351 amino acids. The transcript has 14 exons. NCBI's taxonomy places the organism in Eukaryota, Metazoa, Cnidaria, Anthozoa, Malacalcyonacea, Nephtheidae. Gene Ontology annotation, biological process: generation of catalytic spliceosome for second transesterification step; RNA splicing. The record is from RefSeq and is a predicted model, not a curated record.